This is a messenger RNA of Oryctolagus cuniculus (rabbit), 6385 nucleotides long. Lineage: Eukaryota; Metazoa; Chordata; Mammalia; Lagomorpha; Leporidae. The record is from RefSeq and is a predicted model, not a curated record.
GUGCAUGGCAUGUCUCAGCACCACGUCGGGCACCGUGCACGGCGUGUUCCCAGCACGCGUUGGGCACCGUGCAUGGCGUGUUCCCAGCACGCGUCGGGCACCGUGCACGGCGUGUUCCCAGCAUGCAUUGGGCACCGUGCAUGGUGUGUUCCCAGCACGCGUCAGGAAGCGUGCACGGCGUGUUCCCAGCACAGGUCGGGAAGCAUGCAUGGUGUGUCUCAGCACCACGUCGGGCACCGUGCACGGCAUGUCUCAGCACCACGUCAGGCACCGUGCAUGGUGUGUUCUCAGCACGCGUCAGGAAGCAUGCACGGCGUGUUCUCAGCACGCGUUGGGCACCGUGCACGGCGUGUUCCCAGCACACAUUGGGCACCGUGCACGGCGUGUUCUCAGCACGCGUCAGGAAGCAUGCACGGCGUGUUCCCAGCAUGCAUCGGGCACCGUGCACGGCGUGUCUCAGCACACAUUGGGCACCGUGCACGGCGUGUUCCCAGCACACAUUGGGCACCGUGCACGGCGUGUUCCCAGCACGCGUCGGGCACCGUGCACGGCGUGUCUCAGCACACAUUGGGCACUGUGCACGGCGUGUUCCCAGCACACAUUGGGCACCGUGCAUGGCGUGUUCCCAGCACGCGUCAGGAAGCAUGCACGGCGUGUUCCCAGCAUGCAUCGGGCACCGUGCACGGCGUGUCUCAGCACACAUUGGGCACCGUGCACGGCGUGUUCCCAGCACCACAUCGGGCACCGUGCACGGCGUGUUCCCAGCACGCGUCGGGCACCGUGCACGGCGUGUUCCCAGCUCCACAGUCGGAUCAGGAGAGCACAGCAGGUGUGUGGGACUUCAAUCCUGCAUCAGUGCAGACGUGUAAGAAUAAAGAUGUCACACAGGAGCUUGGGAUGCAGCCGGCGUGGCGCCGAGAGGGUCGUUCUUACCUGCAAAGUCAGGUAAGGAAGCGCCGCUCCUGCCCCCCCCACCCCCCCCCUCGUACGGUGCUGGGUGGGACAGCAAACUUGAGCCAGACCAGCUGGAAGGAAGCAGCAGGGGCCGGAGCAGAAAGAAACCGUAGACAGAGGGACGUCCGAGGACCAAUGGACUGUCCAAGAGCACCGAACGGCAAACCUGAGCUUGGCUCUCAACAGCGAGAAGUCUCAGAUUGCUAAAAUCAAGAGAGGAAAGAUGGCCACCAGGUACACGGUAGGGAGAAGCCGAGCGCGUGGCCGAUAGCUCAGGAAGACGCGGACCGUCCACGUGUCCAGCCUAAGACAGACUCGCGGAGGUGGGCGCAGUGGACGGAGCCGCAGCCGGUACAGAGAUGAAAGUCGUGUUCAGAAAUUCCCACCAAGAAUGACGACGGGUUCUCGGAGUUGUACCCCGGCCCCAGGGACAGAGGGGAGUCUUCCCACCCGGGGGCCGGUGCUGGCGCCCGGAGGAAGGCAGACCACACAGCACACACACAGGAAGCACACACAUGGGCAAAGCGUCAACGGAACACGGGAAGCCUGGCCGCAGAGUAGGACGGCGGCAGCUGGGCUUUGUCGCGGGCAGGCAAGGCGAGCUUAGCGGCCAGAGUCGGUUACAGGGACAUCAGAGUCACAGCGCUCGUGCCGGAAGGAAGCGGCUCAGGCCGUGUGGAGCCACGGCCAACCUCGGAUGCACGGACGCAGCGCACCUGCCCCCCCAAGAGAAUCAGCACGGGGCGCCAUGCGGCUCUUCAGCAUCCGGCCAGCCGGGCCAGAAAACUGAGCAAGUGGGGACUGAGCCCAGCAGGGGGACUGAGCCCUAUCAGGGGGACUGAGACCAAGCAGGGGGACUGAGCCCAAGCAGGGGGACUGAACCAAGCAGAUGGACUGAGCCCUGCAGGGAGACUGAGCCCCAGCAGGGAGGGUACUGAAACCAGGCAGGAGGACUGAGCCCUAUCAGGGGGACUGAGCCCAGCAGGAGGACUGAGCCUCAGCAAGUGGGGACUGAGCGCAGCAGGAGGACUGAGCCCAGCAGAAGCACUGAGCCCAGCAGGGGGACUGAGACCAGCAGAGAGACUGAGCCCCAGCAGGAGGACUGAGCCCCAGCAGUAGGACUGAGCCCCAGCAGGGGACUGAGCCCAGCAGAAUACUGAGCCCAGCAGGAGGACUGAACCCUGCAGGGGGACUGAGCCCAGCCAGAUACUAAGCCUCCGCAGGAGGACUGAGCCCAGCAGGGGAACUGAGCCCCAGCAGUAGGACUGAGCCCCAGCAGGGAAAUGAGCCCCAGCAGGAGGACUGAGCCCCAGCAGGAGGACUGAGCCCCAGCAGGGGGACUGAGCCCCAGCAGUAGGACUGAGCCCCAGCAGGGAAAUGAGCCCCAGCAGGGGGACUGAGCCCAGCAAGGGGACUGAGCCCCAGCAGGGGGACUGAGCCCCAGCAGGGGACUGAGCCCCAUAUGGAGAGCCUGAGUCCCCAGCAGGAGCAAACGUAUCUCAAGCAGUAGUUGGGCCCUAGUCUAACUCCCAUAGACAGGGGGACUGAGCCCAGCAGGGGGACUGAGUGUCAGCAGAAGGAUUGAGCCCAGCAGGAGGACUGAACCCAGCAGGGGGACUGAGCCCCAGCAGGGGGACUGAACCCAGCAGGAGGACUGAGCCCCAGGAGGGGACUGAGCCCAGCAGGGAGACUGAGCCCAGCAGGAGUACUGAACCCAGCAGGGGGACUGAGCCCAGCAGGGGGACUGAACCCCAGGAGGGGACUGAGCCCAGCAGAGAGACUGAACCCAACAGGGGGACUGAGCCCCAGGAGGGGACUGAGCCCAGCAGGGGACUGAGCCCAGCAGAGAGACUGAGCCCUAUCAGAGGGGCUGAGCACAGCAGGGGGACUGAGCGCAGCAGGAGGACUAAACCCAGCAGGAGGACUGAGCCCUGCAGGGGGACUGCACCAAGCAGGAGGACUGAACCCAGCAGGGGGACUGAGCCCAGCAGGAGGACUGAGCCCCAGCAGGGGGACUGAGCCCCAGCAGGGGGACUGAGCCCAGCAGGGGGACUGAACCCAGCAGGGGGACUGAGCCCAGCAGGAGGACUGAGCCCAGCAGGGGGACUGAGCCCAGCAGGAGGACUGAGCCCCAGCAGGGGGACUGAGCCCAGGAGGGAGACUGAGCCCCAGCAGUAGGACUGAGCCCCAGCAGUAGGACUGAGCCCAGCAGGAGGACUGAGCCCAGCAGGAGGACUGAGCCCCAGGAGGGGACUGCGCACAAGCACCGGCACCUGCCAGGACAGCCGCUGUUUGUUUCCAGUGCAUGACCACAGUGCGUUCCCAUGGUCAAAGAAGAACGAAUCGUGGAGCUCGAGACCGAAAAUGCUGCUCUCCACCUGAGGCUGGCCGAGCAGUGCCGAGAAAGGAUGGGCAAGAGUCGCAGAGAGGCCUGCAGGGCUGAGACCCCGCGCGUGUGCGCCUGCUCGGGCUCGGCCGCGAGCCAGCUCUGCCGCCAGCUGCAGACGCUGAAGCGGGAGCUGAGGGAGUUCCAGGCCUCCACCACGGGGCUUCUCGGGGAUUUCCAGGCUCAGUGCGGGGCCGGCGUGGCCGCAGCCGUGGCCGCGGCACAGGCGGCGCAGCUCCAGGGGCAGACUCUGCAAGCCUGCCAGGCCCAGGCCGUCGGUCUGCAGCAGUCGCUGCGGGAAGUCAGCGCGCGCCACGAGCUGGAAAAGCAGAGGAGGAAGCACCUGCACAACCGUCUGGUGGAGCUGAAGGGGAACGUCCGCGUCCACUGCCGAAUCCGCCCCCUGCUGCCUCUGGACGGCGAACUGGAGGGUCCAGGCCCCCAGAACGGCUCCGGCUCUGGGGAAGUGGCCCACGCCAUGGACGACGAAACUGUCCUGGUGAGGUGCCACCGUCCCAGUCACCCCCCCAUCAAUAAGACUUACCGCUUUGAAAGAGUUUAUGGUCCAGCAGAAUCUCAGAGGGAGGUAUUUGAGGACGUGCGUCCCCUUCUUACGUCUCUCCUGGACGGGUACAACGUGUGCAUCAUGGCGUACGGCCAGACCGGCAGCGGCAAGAGCUACACCAUGCUGGGCCGGCACGCGGAGGCCGAGCCCGCUCACGGCGACGACAGGGGCCUCGUCCCCAGAGCCGCCCGGGAGCUCUUCAGGCUGCUGUCGGAGGACCCCUCCCGGAGCCCACGGCUGCACGUGUCCAUGGUGCAAGUUUACAACAACGACGUGUUUGACCUUCUGGCUAAGGACGGCUCUGCGGGCCUGGCCGGGGCCAAGCGCGAGGUGACCACGACCAAGGAGGGCAGGACGGAGGUCUCCGCGCUGGCCCGCCGGGCCGUGGGCAGCGCCGGGGAACUCAUGAGGCUCGUCCACGGGGGCCUGCGGCUCCGGGCGCAGCACCCCACCCUGGUGCAUGCCGCCUCUUCCCGCUCGCACCUCAUCAUCACCGUGAGCCUGGCCGCGGCCGGCUCCUCCGACAGCCCCGGCCAGCUGCAAGUGGGGCCCCUCCAGCAGCCCCCCAACGCCACCCCCCCAGCGCUGGUUCCCGGGGACCGUGCAGGCCACCUGCAGCUGGAGCAGGUGCAGCCCCGGCUGCAACUGGUGGACUUGGCCGGCAGUGAGUGCAUUGGCGAGUCUGGGGUGACCGGCUUGGCCCUGAGGGAGGCCUCCUUCAUCAACCGGAGUCUGGCGGCCCUGGCGGACGUCCUGGGGGCCCUGUCGCAGCGCCGAGCCCACGUCCCCUACCGCAACAGCAGCCUCACGCACCUGCUCCAGGACUCCAUCGGUACCGUGUUUCCUCCAAGCACCCCUACGCACAGCCGCCCCUGCCCGGGCACAGCCCCGCAGCGCCACCAACCCGGGAGAGCACCCCCCACCCCCCGCACAGCCGCCCCUGCCUGGGCACAGCCCCGCAGCACCACCAACCCGGGAGAGCACCCCCCACCCACGCAACCACCCCUGCCUGGGCACAGCCCCACGGCACCACCAACCCGGGAGAGCACCCCCCACCCACGCAACCACCCCUGCCUGGGCACAGCCCCACGGCACCACCAACCCGGGAGAGCACCCCCCACCCACGCAACCACCCCUGCCUGGGCACAGCCCCGCAGCGCCACCAACCCGGGAGAGCACCCCCCACCCACGCAACCACCCCUGCCUGGGCACAGCCCCGCAGCGCCACCAACCCGGGAGAGCACCCCCCACCCAUGCAACCACCCCUGCCUGGGCACAGCCCCACGGCGCCACCAACCCGGGAGAGCACCCCCCACCCACGCAACCACCCCUGCCUGGGCACAGCCCCACGGCACCACCAACCCGGGAGAGCACCCCCCACCCACGCAACCACCCCUGCCUGGGCACAGCCCCGCAGCGCCACCAACCCGGGAGAGCACCCCCCACCCACGCAACCACCCCUGCCUGGGCACAGCCCCGCAGCGCCACCAACCCAGGAGAGCACCCCCCACCCACGCAACCACCCCUGCCUGGGCACAGCCCCGCAGUGCCACCAACCCGGGAGAGCACCCCCCACCCACGCAACCACCCCUGCCUGGGCACAGCCCCCUGGCACCACCAACUCAGGAGAGCACCCCCCACCCACGCAACCACCCCUGCCUGGGCACAGCCCCGCAGCGCCACCAACCCAGGAGAGCACCCCCACCCACGCAACCACCCCUGCCUGGGCACAGCCCCCUGGCACCACCAACCCAGGAGAGCACCCCCCACCCACGCAACCACCCCUGCCCGGACACAGCCCCACAGCGCCACCAACCCGGGAGAGCCCCCCCCCCGGGAGCCGCCCCUGCCUGGGCACAGCCCCACGGCACCACCAACCCAGGAGAGCCACCCCCCCCGCCCCGCUGCACUUCUCUCUCCUGCUCCUGCACGCGGGCGGCGACGCACGAGGGGAGGGGGCGCGGGGCUCUCUGUGCCCUCAGGCGAUGGGCUGCUCUGCAACCCCAGGUGGGCUCGGGCCCGGUUCCUGCCGGCAAAGUGGGGAGGACAGAAGGUCACCCCACAGGUGGGCGCUCAGUGCUCCGUGCCUGAGCACCCAAGCAGCAGAUGGAGACACGGGUGGGAGGUGACACAGGUGGGAGGUGACACAGGCAGGAGGUGACAUAGGUGGGAGGUGACACAGGCGGGAGGUGACACAGGCGGAAGGUGACACGGGUGGGAGGUGACACAGGUAGGUGACACGGGUGGGAGGUGACACAGGUGGGAGGUGACACGGGUGGGAGGUGACACAGGUGGGAGGUGACACAGGUAGGUGACACGGGUGGGAGGUGACACUGGUGGGAGGUGACAUGGGUAGGAGGUGACACAGGUGGGAGGUGACACAGGUAGGAGGUGACACGGGCAAGAGGUGACACAGGCGGGAGGUGAUACAGGCGGGAGGUGACACAGGCAGGAGGUGACAUGGGUGGGAGGUGACAUGG